GAAUAGAAAAUCCUUUCAUGAAAUGUUGCCUAAUUAAACUUCAUUACCCAUGAUGCCUUUCGAUGCGCAGCCUCAAACUGAAACUAUUGACGUGAAACUCAAAUCACAGGCGGGAGCCAGAUGCGUAGCCGUAGAAAGUUUUUACUCCGGUACAUUUAAACUUUUUUUUAGCACUUUAAGCCACAUUUUAGUCGAGUUUUUAUCCUGAUCGACUGCGACGUGAAAUUUUUAGUCUUUUUGUCGGAAAGGGAAAAGGAAAAACGACACGUUUUUUCGACGUAGAAGCGACGUAACCGAGCGAGAAGAGCCGGGGAGAGAUUCACUCACUCAGAUUCAACAUGAUUCUGAAAGGGCAGAAACGUAAACACCCCCACGAGGAUGUGGUGGUUUUGGACCAGAGCGGCCCCCUCUGGGAGAGCCAGCGGCAGUUCGUCUUCUCCGUGUCACUGAACAAGUACCAACGGACCCAGGAGCUAGCAGAGCCCAGCCUGCGGCGCUCCGUUCUUAUCGCCAACACUCUGCGACAGAUCAGCCUGGACACGAGCACGGCGCCCCCUCUGGACGAGGAGGAGUCACUGCCUCCGUGCGGCUCCUCGUUAGUGCCGGAGGAGAUGGAGGGAGACGGCGUCUCGGCUGGAGCCAAGCAUCAGUCGGCGGUGUCGAUGCACUGUGGCUGCCCUGUGGUUUCUUUAAACUGCCUUCAGAUCUGCGCUGCGAGCAGAUCGUGUCAUGUGAGUGACUCUGAUGUCCCCGCGACUGCAGCCGAGGAAGAUGAGGACUGGGGAUCGAUGUCCACAGAAUCAGAUCUUUCGCUUUCAGCUGCAAUUUCCUCCAUUCUGACUGCACUGGACUCUACUGUGGAUGGUGAUCCUCAGGCAGCUCUUCGGACACCUCUCAGGUCCUUGGAGAACCUGUCUGGAGCCUGUAAAGGAGGUGUAGCGUUGGCGAGCAUUAGUUGGGAUCAGCAAGGAGAGAGCAAGGUGCCAGAGGGCGGCACGGAGGUGACGAGGACCCAGCACAUGGACGAUGUUACAAUGGAGGACCUGUUUCAGGAUAUAGACACGUCCCAGCUGGAACGGGACAUGGGUGUGCUCGGGCUCCAGAGCGGCGCUGGAUUAUCCAGAGCGGAUGAGUUCAUUCGCUACAUCCCGCCUCUCUCUCAGUCCGCUUCCUCCUCGUUCUCCUUUUCUCUCAACUCCAAUCUGAAGGGUCUGCCGUCGUUCUCCUCCUUCAGCCCCCUGUCGUCCACCGCAUCGCCGUCCUCACCGGGGUCCGCUUCGUUCUCUGGCCCGGGUCAAGCCAGGGAAGGCCUCGAGCUGGAACAGCUGAUGGAGAUCUUGGUGGAGUCUUGAUUGUUUCGACUGUAUUAAAUCAAAUAAAUUCUUUUCACUGUGAAAAUAGUGAACUCCGUCUGAACUCAUAGGGACAAGAGCUGAAUUGUUACAUACACUGUCAGCUUUGUGUUUUUAUAGAUGGUCCUCAAAAAGUAGCACAUUAUGGUGAUUAGAAGGUAGGAAGAAAUCUUAAAAUGUAGAAAAAGUUGAUGUCCAAGACAAGAGGUGCAUUAAGAUGGCAACGAGAGGCUGAAUCAUCUGGCAGCUUUUGAUAAGAACGUCCAAGGAUUUGUAAAGUAAGGACAGUAUUAAAAAAAGGAGUAUUUACAGAUAUAAAGGCUGUAUAUUAAUGGUUAUGCAUAAAUACACUCAAACAAGUCAAAUCAUUUACAAACUUGCAUCUAUUUUCCCUAAAAGUUUCAACAUUAAGGUUUUAUAGAAAGAAAGCUCAAGUUUGAGUUUUUACCCAAUCACUAGUUCAUUCUUUCAACUUUAUAUCAGAUGUUGUGUAAUGUGUUUUAUUAAGACUUAACAGCAUACAUGUGACUCGUCACAUCAAACCGGGUCACUAAAAGCCCGUACGAUCAAAUUGUACAUUUGUAUUUGUAAAGAUAAAUGCAAACUUAAACUUUGUUUUAAACGGUUCCCUCUCAGAAAAUGUUCAGGUUUGUAAAAUGAUUGCCACCUUUUUACCUGUACACCUUUUUUUGUGUUUUCUUUUUACCACGUUUUUGUUUUGUUGCUGAACUGAAGGUCAAAUCGCAGUUAAAACUGUGAGGAGUGAGCACAAAAAACUGCUUAUUUUUAAAAAUAAAUUGUUAAGCGGUGAAUCAUGAUGCAACGAUCAGCAUUUUUUCGCUGUUCAAAGUGUGACUCAGCAAACUGAAACUACCUGCAUGACUCAUGCAGAGAAAAUGAGACGUUUCCUGCUGGUUAGACUGAAGCAGUACCAGCACCAGGACAACAGGUGGCGCCAGGUGUGUGAUCAUCUGUUCUGACAGGUCAAAUGAAUGAUUGUGAUGCAGGAAACAAAAACAGCUGAAACACUAAUACUCCAGCUCACAUCUUCUGUGAAGAAAUCCUCCAGGAGCUCCCAGGAAAUACUGUACUCUGAAUGAGGAAAAUAUCCUAAAACUGUAUUUUUAUUAGUGUUUUUAUGUCAGGUGUUUAUUUAAUUUGUAUUCCUCGGUUUAUCCAAACCAUCCACAUCCAGGCUGAAAAACGUUUUGCUGGAAGAGUUUCCUCUCGGUGUAAUAGUUCCACAGAGCUCCAGGUUGUUUUAAUUUGUUUUUUUAUCGGAGUCCUGGUUUUAUUAUGCAGAAACUCUGCUGUUCAUGUUAAAGAUAUUUGUUGUAAAGUCAUGAAGACUGAUUAAUAAUUAAAGUGUUCAUAAAUUAAAAUCUGUAAACGAGUUUAUAAAAGCAGCUGAAGUGACAGAAAAUAGACUAUUAAAGCUGGAUGAAGUCCAGCAGUAUUAAUUUAAUGUUUGCAUCAUUUUGUUGGGUAAAGUAUGCAGAUUCAAGUGUUUACAUUGAGUGCAUGCCUGCAUUUCAUACAUGCAUAUCAGUUUAUCUGGAAAACAACCACGUUUUCUGUGUUUGACUUUAUACUUUACAACAGAUACUUUUCAAACUUCCUGAUUGGACUGUUUAGCAUCGAGCUUUUAGCCACAUUGGCUGAUAAAUCCUUCGCUCUGCACACAGUUCAGUUCUUAGAUUCUGCUCCUGUCCAUGUUUGUUUUUUAUAUACAUUAUUUUAAUUUUUUUUGUGGUUUACAUUUGAAUUGUUGCACUUUUGCAAAUAAUAUGCAUUUGUAAGUGUCAGUCAUGAGGAUGUUUCAUUGCUUUUUAAGCAGUUUAGUAAGUUUUUUAAAACAUUUGUUGUUAAUAAUUUUAUAUUUACCUGUAACUUUGCCAAAUAUUGAUGAGCAUUUAACCUGUAAUUGUUGACACAACCUGUUUUUUGUAAAUCUCAUCCUGUCCUGAAGCCUUGACUUAUUUAUAAAAGGCUCAUGUUGUAAACAAAAGGUUUUAUUUGACAUAAUGUAAGGAAAGAAUCACUAAUGGUAUUAAUAAAUACCACCAUGGCAGUUAUUUUAUUUACUUUGAUUGAAAUGUUUUGAAAUGGAGAGCAGAAUGCCCUCGUAUUUUGCAUUUUUUUUUAAAAAGUUAUAAUUUUUGGAUGUUUUUAAUAAAAACAUGAAUA
Molecule: messenger RNA, 3539 nt
Organism: Austrofundulus limnaeus
Lineage: Eukaryota; Metazoa; Chordata; Actinopteri; Cyprinodontiformes; Rivulidae
Gene: sertad3
Product: SERTA domain containing 3
Exons: 2
Coding region: 339-1352 (337 amino acids)
Cellular component (GO): nucleus
Molecular function (GO): transcription regulator activity
Source: RefSeq, a predicted model, not a curated record